AUGUUGAAGUUCAAAUACGUUAGUCAAGGAAGCGUGAAAACGCUGUCGCCCUCUGUGGAACCCAUCACCAGCCGCAGUUCCCGACUCAACCACCUUUUCCAGGGUCGGGUCAGUCUGAGUGGGAAACGGGAAGUAUGCAACUUGGGCAGGGAGGAGUUCUUGGAAGCGCUUCUGCUGUUGUACCAGGAGUGUGCCUCUCCAGAGCUCAUGAGGAUUCAACACGUGGCUAACUUUGUUAACAGAUUUUCUGAGGUAGUCUCAGAGCUGCAGGCCCUACAACCUCAGCUUCAUGACUUUGAGUUGCGUGCAGUGGUGAGUCGUGGUCGCUUUGCUGAGGUCCAAGUGGUCAAAGAGAGAGCUACUGGAGAUGUUUGUGCCCUGAAAAUAAUGGAAAAGACAGCUUUGCGUGCCCAAGAAAAUAUGGUGUUUCAUGAAGAGGAGCGGCGGGUACUGGCUCUGAACAGCAGCCCCUGGAUCCCACAGCUUUUCUUUGCAUUCCAGGACAAAGACUGUCUCUACCUGGCAAUGGAGUUCUUGCCAGGCGGUGACCUGAUGUCCCUACUGAACAGAUAUGAGGAUCAGUUUGAUGAAUCCAUGGCUCAGUUCUAUCUAGCAGAGCUGGUAGAGGCCAUCCACGUUGUCCAUCAAAUGGGUUACGUCCACAGGGAUGUUAAACCAGAGAACGUACUUAUUGAUCGGACGGGUCAUAUUAAACUGACAGACUUUGGCUCAGUGGCCAAACUGACCGCCAAUAAAACAGUGAUGGCUCCCACAGUACCCGUAGGGACGCAGGACUUCCUCUCCCCUGAGAUCCUGGUGGCCAUGAAUGGGGGUACUCACAGCACAUAUGGAGUUGAGUGUGACUGGUGGUCCCUGGGGGUUAUAGCAUAUGAGAUGAUCUAUGGCAAGUCGCCUUUCUCUGGUGGCACCGCCACCAAGACCAUUCACAACAUUCUCAACUUCCAGAAUUUCCUGAAGUUUCCAGAGGAACCACAGGCCAGUAAACAGUUUGUGAACCUUGUGCAGAGCCUGCUGUGUGGAGCCAAGGAUCGACUGGGCUUCCAGGGGCUGCACUGUCACAGCUUUUUCUCUAGCAUCGACUGGAAUAACUUGAGACAAGUCCUCCCGCCUUUCGUUCCAGCGCUACACGCUGAAGAUGACACCUCUAAUUUUGAGGAGCCAGAACAGGCAGCCCCCCGGCCAGCCUCAGCAAUCCAGCGGGAUGCUCUUCCAGUUGGCUUCCAGGGCCAGGAUCUGCCCUUUCUAGGCUGGUUCUUCAGCAGGGCGUUGACAGCACUGGCCAAAGCUGAGUCGGUGUCUGCAGGCUUUAAUUCUCCUGCGAAGACCAACUCCAUGGAAAAGAAGUUGCACCUCAAAAGCAAAGAACUUCAAGAAACUCAAGACAAAUGUCACAAGAUGGAGCAGGAGAUCUCCAGGUUUCAGCGUAAGAUGACUGAUUUGGAGUCAGUGCUCCACCAGAAGGAUGUGGAGCUGAAGGCCUCUGAGACACAGAGAAGCAUCCUUGAACAAGACCUCGCCACAUAUAUCACCGAAUGCAGCAGCUUAAAGCGCAGCUUGGAGCAGGCACGCGUGGAGGUAUCCCAGGAGGAUGAUAAGGCCAUGCAGCUCCUGCACGAUAUCCGUGAACAAAGCAACAAGCUACAGGAGAUAAAGGAGCAGGAGUACCACGCCCAGCUAGAGGAGAUGCAAGUGACAAUUAGGCAGCUGGAGGAGGACCUGUCAGCUGCUCGACGCCGAAGUGACCUGUAUGAAACUGAGCUCAGAGACUCGAGGCAAACCAGUGAGGACCUUAAAAGGAAGGCCGUGGAAUACCAGCAGAGAAUCCAGAAGGCAAAAGAGCAAGGCAAAUCUGAGGUAGAGGAGCUUCUCUCCAAACUGGAGAAGACCAACUCUGAGCAGCAGUUGAAAAUCCAGGAGCUCCAGGAUAAACUCUCCAAGGCAGUGAAAGCCAGCACAGAGGCCACCGAACUGCUGCAGAACAUUCGGCAGGCCAAAGAGAGACUGGAACGAGAGCUGGAGCGUCUGCGAGGCAAGACUGACCCUAGUGACACGCUUAAACGCCGCCUGAGAGAGACUGAGGAGCUUGAGGAAAACCUGAGGGAGACUCAGUUGACAGCCCAAAGGAUGGAAACCCAUCUUGCCCAAAAAGAGAGGCUAUAUGAAGACAAGAUAAAGGUUCUGGAGGCCCAAAUGAAGGUAGAUCUAGCUGACAAGGAGAGUCUGGAGGCCAAACGAGCCCAGCAGGAGGAAGAGUCCAGAGAAAAAUACAAGCUCAUCAGUGAACAGAAAGCUACCAUUAAUGCCAUGGACUCCAAGAUGAAGAACUUGGAGCAACGCAUUGCAGAACUGUCAGAAGCUAACAAGCUGGCUGCUAACAGCAGUAUCUACACCCAGAAGAACAUGAAAGCCCAGGAGGAAAUGAUUUCAGAGCUGCGACAGCAGAAGUUUUAUCUGGAGUCUCAGGCAGGGAAGCUUGAGGCCCAGAAUGCUAAACUAGAGGAACACCUGGAAAAGAUGAGCCAGCAGGAGCAGACCAAGAGGAGCCGUCUACUGGAGCUUGAGACAAGGCUACGUGAGAUGGGGCUGGAACACGAGGAGCAGAAACUGGAGAUCAAACGGCAGGUGUCGGAGCUUACCCUGUCCCUGCAGGAGCGCGAGUCCCAGAUCAGUGGCCUGCAGGCAGCACGUCUUGCUCUAGAGAGCCAGCUGCAGCAGGCCAAGACCGAGCUGGAGGAGACCACUGCUGAGGCAGAAGAGGAGAUCACCGCACUUAGGAGUCAUAGAGAUGAAAUUCAGCGCAAAUUUGAUGCCCUGCGUGACAGCUGCUCGGUGAUCACAGACCUGGAGGAGCAGCUUACGCAGCUGAGCCAGGAGAACGCCGAGCUAAACCGCCAGAACUUCUAUCUGUCCAAGCAGCUGGAUGAGGCAUCAGAUGAGAGUGAGGACCGGCUUCAGCUCAGCCAAGAAGUUGACCGCCUGAGAAGAGAGGUGGCUGACCGUGAGAUGCACCUCAACAACCAGAAGCAGAACAUUGAGACACUGAAAACCACGUGCAGCAUGCUUGAGGAGCAGGUGGUCGAACUGGAGUCUCUGAAUGAUGAGUUGUUGGAGAAGGAGAGGCAGUGGGAGGCCUGGAGAGCAGCCCUGGAAGAUGAGAAGAGCCAGGCAGAGAGACGCACCAGAGACCUGCAGAGGCUCCUUGACAGUGAGAAGCAGAAUAGGCUGCGUGCAGACCAGCGCAGCACAGAGUCUCGUCAGGCGGUGGAGCUGGCAGUCAAAGAGCACAAGGCCGAGAUAAUAGCCUUGCAGCAGGCUCUGAAGGAGCAAAGGCUGAAGGCUGAAAGCCUAUCGGACACACUCAAUGAUUUGGAAAAGAAGCACGCCAUGCUGGAGAUGAAUGCUCGCAGUUUACAGCAGAAGCUGGAGACGGAGAGAGAAUUGAAACAGAGACUGAUGGAUGAGCAAGGGAAGCUGCAGCAGCAGAUGGACCUCCAGAAGAGUCACAUCUUCCGUCUGACCCAAGGCCUGCAGGAUGCCCUGGACAAAACUGACAUGCUCAAAACUGAGAGGACAGACCUGGAGUAUCAGCUGGAGAAUAUACAGGCUGUGUACUCCCAUGAGAAGGUAAAGAUGGAGGGUACAAUCUCCCAGCAGACCAAACUCAUUGAUUUCCUCCAAGCCAAAAUGGACCAGCCUACAAAGAAAAAGAAGGGCAUAUUUGGGCGGCGGCGAGAAGAUCCAGCAGUGCCCAUGCAAUACAGUGACAUGAAGAUGGCGCUGGAGAAAGAGCGCUCACGCUGCUCUGACCUAGAGGAGGCCCUACAGAAGAUGAGAAUAGAGCUGCGUUCCCUCAGAGAGGAGGCAGCCCAUUUCAAAGCCCAAGAGCAUGUAGCCCCAUCCACCCCAGCACAGGCCCGCCAGCAGAUCCUCAUGUCAGCCAUCGUCAAGUCCCCAGAGCAUCAGCCCAACCCCAGCAGCCUUCUCAACCCCUCAUCACGCUGCAAGGAGACCUCCACACCAGAAGAGUUUGGUCGCCGUGUGAAGGAGAGGAUGCACCAUAACAUCCCCCAUCGCUUCACUGUGGGUCUAAAUAUGCGGGCUGCCAAGUGUGCCGUCUGUCUGGACACUGUACACUUUGGACGACAGGCUGCCACUUGUCUAGAGUGUCAUACCUUGUGCCACCCCAAAUGCUCACCGUGUCUCCCAGCCACCUGCGGCCUGCCAGCUGAGUAUGCCACACAUUUCUCAGAGGCUCUGUGCCGGGAGAAGGCAAACUCCCCUGCCCUGCAGGUGAAAGAGGCCAGUGGACAUGUUCGACUGGAGGGAUGGAUGAAGCAACCCAGGAAUGGCAAGCAUGGCCAGCAGGGCUGGGAGAGGAAGUAUGUUGUACUGGAUGGCACCAAGGUCUCCAUUUAUGAUAAUGAGCCUAGAGAAGGUCAGCACUUGUGUGAGGAGUUUGAGCUGUGUCUGCCCGAUGGGGAAGUGACUGUUCACGGAGCCAUAGGAGUCUCUGAGCUAAUCAACACUGCCAAGUCAGACAUCUCGUACGUGCUAAAGUUGGAGUCUCAUCCCCAUACCACCUGUUGGCCAGGCCAGUCUCUCUACUUCAUGGCUCCCAGUUUCCCUGAUAAGCAGCGGUGGGUGGCUGUACUGGAGUCUGUGGUGGGUGCCAGCCGUGGCUCCAAGGAUAAAGUUGAUGCUGAUGCUAAAUUGCUGGGUAACUCUCUACUUAAGCUGGAGGGUGAUGACCGUUUGGACAUCAACUGCACUCUGCCACUCACUGACCAGAUUGUUCUGGUUGGCUCUGAGGAGGGUCUGUACGCCCUCAACGUCAUAAAGAAUUCUCUGACCCACAUCCCUGGACUGACUUCAGUCUUCCAGAUCCAGAUCCUGAAAGACCUUGACAAGCUACUAAUGAUCACUGGAGAGGAGAGGGCACUCUGUCUGGUGGAGAUUAAGAAGGUGAAACAGUCUUUGUCUCAGUCCCACCUGCCAGCUCAACCAGACCUCAACCCCUACAUCUUUGAGACAGUAAAGGGAUGCCACCUCUUCUCCUCUGGAAAGAUUGAUAAUGGGACCUGUAUAUGUGCUGCCAUGCCAAAUAAGAUUACUAUCCUCCGCCACAAUGAAACCCUGAACAAGUUCUGCAUCAGAAAGGAGAUCGAGACUUCUGAACCAUGCAGCUGCAUCCACUUCACUGGCUACAGCAUCAUCAUUGGCACUAACAAGUUUUAUGAGAUUGAGAUGAAGCAGUAUGUGUUAGAGGAGUUCCUGGAUAAAAAUGAUGUUACGCUCGCUUCUGCUGUGUUCGCUGCCUCCUCGCACAGCUUCCCCAUUUCUAUUAUCCAGGUCACCACAGCGCCACUGAAGGAUGAGUACCUCCUCUGUUUCCACGAGUUUGGUGUGUUUGUUGAUGCAUACGGCCGUAGGAGUAGAACACAUGACAUCAAAUGGAGUCGUCUGCCUCUCUCAUUUGCCUAUAGAGAACCCUACUUGUUUGUAACUUACUUCAACUCUCUGGAUGUUAUUGAGAUCCAAGGACAUGCUGCUCUCGGGCCCCACUCCUAUGCCCAUCUGGACAUUCCAAACCCACGCUACCUGGGCCCUGCCAUCUCCUCUGGGGCCAUCUACUUGGCUUCCUCCUACCAGAAUAAAUUGCGGGUCAUCUGCUGCAAAGGUAACCUUGCUCAGAGUCAAGAUGUUGGGGGAGAUCUGCAGCGCAACGGCUCUGGCCGCAGCCCUAACAAGCGCGGGCCUCCCUCCUAUAAUGAGCACAUCUCCAAGAGACUGGCAGCCAGUCCUGUUGUCCAUGGAGACCCCGGCACUCCUCACCGCUACCGAGAGGCCCGCACCGAGUUCCGCCGCGACAAGUCCCCCAGCCGACCAAUGGAGAGAGAGAAAUCCCCCGGUCGGCUAAUGGAUGUGCGCAGGGAGAGGUCACCUGGCCGCUUCGAGGAGCGUCAGAGGCUCCAUACGGGCUCUGGACGCACACCCAUCAACCCUGUCAACAAGGUAUGGGACCAGUCAUCUGUUUGA
Lampris incognitus (smalleye Pacific opah) is the source of this 6057-nucleotide messenger RNA. It is a transcript of the gene cita, whose product is annotated as citron rho-interacting serine/threonine kinase a. Gene Ontology annotation, biological process: mitotic cytokinesis; peptidyl-threonine phosphorylation; actomyosin structure organization. Gene Ontology annotation, molecular function: protein serine/threonine kinase activity; ATP binding. The transcript is spliced from 48 exons. Bases 1 to 6057 code for a protein of 2018 amino acids. The record is from RefSeq and is a predicted model, not a curated record. Gene Ontology annotation, cellular component: cytoskeleton; cytoplasm. Lineage: Eukaryota; Metazoa; Chordata; Actinopteri; Lampriformes; Lampridae.